Messenger RNA from Nerophis lumbriciformis (worm pipefish), 1566 nucleotides. NCBI's taxonomy places the organism in Eukaryota, Metazoa, Chordata, Actinopteri, Syngnathiformes, Syngnathidae. The record is from RefSeq and is a predicted model, not a curated record.
AUGAUCGACCCGGUUCUGGUGGAGUCGGCGACGGUGUCGACUGUGGUCCUUUGUGUCCAUGCGGCACUGUGGAACCAGCACUCGUGGUGCGCGGUGGGGCUGCUGGUCCAGGCCUUCUACUCGCAGCGCAAGUGGGACCGCCUGCUCAAGUCGGACGGCGCCGUCUUUCAGUUCCGGCCGGCCGCCGGCAGCAGCGGUGUGGUGCCGGCUUCGCUGGUGAUGCCUCUCCUGGGUCUGGUCCUGCGGGCCCAGUGCGCCUCGGCGGGUCAAGUGCACCUGGAGCGCUUCUUCAUGGUGGUGACUGUGAGCGGCAUGGUCCUAGCGCUCUUCGUGUCCUUGAUCGCGCUGGGCGUCACGCGGCCGGCGCCAGUUCACGCCUGCGCGGCGGCCGGGCUGUCGGCCGCCUCCGUGGCCUACGCGGCCAAGCGGACCCUGACCGUGUCGGAGGUGAUCGAGGUCCUGGAGGUGCUCCUGAUCUUCGUCUACCUCAGCUUGAUCGCGCUGUACCUGCUGCCGCGAUGCUUCACGCCCGGCGAGGCGCUCCUGGUGGUGGGCGCUGUUAGCGUGGCGCUUAACCAGCUGAUCAAGCGCUCGCUGAGCCGGACCGAGGCGGACGGCGGGGGCGACCCGCUCACCUAUCUGCUGCCCGUGCUGUCGGUAGGCUUGCUCCUGCUGGGCGCGCUCUUCGCCCUGCUCUUCCGCUUCAUGGAGUCGGAGACGUGGGCGUCCUCGCUCUUCUUCCACACCGUGACGGCCGUGCUGGCCCUGGGCGUCCUGGCGCCGUGGCUAUCGCUUUUCAUCGGACGCCAUCCUCUCACCUGGUUGUGGGACUUUGUCACUUUGGACCGCCGGCGUCUGGAACUGGUGGCGUACUGGGCCUUUCUGUGCUUGGCGGCCGCCGGCGUGGUCCUGCUGCAGAACCGACGGCGCCCGGCGGGCUCAGAGAAGCGCCAGGCUUCCACCACCGUGCGCAAGUACUUCCACGUCAUUGCCGUGGCCACCUUUGUGCCGGGGCUCCUCUACGACCGGCGCUUGCUGCACGUGGCGUCGGCGGGGUGCCUGGCGGUCUUCCUCUUUCUGGAAUACGUGCGCUACUUCCGGAUUAAGCCGCUUGGGACACCGCUCCGCCGGCUCCUCGCCUCAUUCCUGGACGACCGGGAUUCUGGUCCGCUUAUCCUCACCCACGUCUACCUCCUGCUGGGCAUGGCGCUGCCCGUCUGGCUUUCGCCGACGGCGUGUGCGUCAGCAGGGGCGGGCGGCCUAGCGCCCUACGCCGGCGUGCUGGCAGUGGGCGUUGGCGACGCGGUGGCGGCCGUUUUCGGCGCCGCGCUGGGCGAGCUCCGCUGGCCCGGCACCCGCAAGACUGUCGAGGGCACGGCCACCUCGGUGCUGGCUCAGGUGGCCGCCGUGGCCCUCUUGCUGAUUUUUGACGCGGAGGUGGACCUGGACGGCGCCUUCUCUUGGGUCCUGGCCUCAGUGACUUUGGUGGCCGUGCUGGAGGCCUACACCGCUCAGAUCGACAACCUGCUGCUACCGCUCUACCUGCUCGUCCUGCUCAUGCUCUGA